UUAAAUUACAAAAUAUUUUUCCUCAAGCUUUCAUUUUAAUCCGUCAACUUACUUUCCGAGAAUUUUCCACCGUUUUUUUUUUAAUUUUUAUUAAAGAAAACAAGUUGUAUACAGAAUCACAGAAACUAAAUAAAAAUUGGGAAAAAAAACAGAAUAUGAUGAAAAAAAUUUCCAAAAUAGCCCUAAGCGUAUCAAUUGGAGCAUCAUGUUAUUUAACUGGAACAUAUAUUGAAAAACAUAGAAUCAUUUCCGAAUUAAAAAAUGUAUACCCUGAUAUCGAAAAUUACCAAAGAUAUAGAAAAUAUCCAAUAUUCCCACAAGUGUACGCUGCAACCGCAAUUGCCCCUUACAACCAAUCAGCAAAUAGUGUUGUUUCAUUAGGAGAACGUACACGACAAAUAAUGAAAUAUGGAUAUCCUAGUAUGGAUCCAGAAACGGUAAAAUCACAAGAAGAUUAUGUACUCUGCUAUGAUCGACGAAAUCGCGUGGCACAUUGGGUAUUAGAACAUUUAACUAAAGAGUCUAUUCAACAUAACGAUGAAGUGGACCGAUCGAAAUGCAACUUUACGGUGGAUGAACGAAUUCAUCCAUAUUUUAGAUCAGAGAAUUCCGAUUAUAAAAAAUCGAGUUACGAUAGAGGACAUUUAGCGGCUGCUGGUAACCAUCGCAAAAGCCAAAAACAUUGCGAAGAAACGUUUUUAUUAUCCAAUAUGGCACCACAAGUUGGUAAAGGCUUUAAUCGAGACUCAUGGAAUCGUUUAGAAAAAUAUGUACGAAAGCUAACAAAAGUCUAUCCCAAUGUUUAUGUUUGUACUGGACCAUUAUAUUUACCAAAACGUGAAGCUGAUGGAAAAUCAUAUGUUAAGUAUGAAGUAAUUGGAGCAAAUAAUGUAGCAGUUCCAACACAUUUUUUUAAGGUUGUUGUUGGUGAAACGAAUAAUGGAGUGUUAGAAAUGGAAGCGUAUGUUAUGCCCAACGAACCUAUUCCUGAUACAACUCCAUUAACAAUGUUCCAGGUUCCUCCAGAAUCCAUAGAACGAGCAGCUGGCUUAUUAUUGUUUAAUAAAGUGACAAAAGAUAAAUUUUUAAAAAUUAACGGAAAACAAAGAUAACAUAAAUUAUUGUCUUAAUUAAAUUUACAAUUAGAUAAUUUUGUUUUAUAAGUUGUUUA
Molecule: messenger RNA, 1171 nt
Organism: Chrysoperla carnea
Lineage: Eukaryota; Metazoa; Arthropoda; Insecta; Neuroptera; Chrysopidae
Gene: EndoG
Product: endonuclease G, mitochondrial
Exons: 5
Coding region: 156-1112 (318 amino acids)
Biological process (GO): apoptotic DNA fragmentation
Cellular component (GO): mitochondrial inner membrane; nucleus
Molecular function (GO): nucleic acid binding; single-stranded DNA endonuclease activity; RNA endonuclease activity
Source: RefSeq, a predicted model, not a curated record